Bursaphelenchus xylophilus (pine wood nematode) is the source of this 1767-nucleotide messenger RNA. The record is from the annotation of a GenBank genome assembly. NCBI's taxonomy places the organism in Eukaryota, Metazoa, Nematoda, Chromadorea, Rhabditida, Aphelenchoididae.
AUGGUCCGAGCCUACGUGGAUCGUUUUCGCGACCUCCGUGUACUUCAAUAUGUCCGUGAGAUGGACCGACGUGGACUCGUUGCCAAUUCCUUUCCGAUGAACAUAUUGGAACCGGGUAGGUUUUUGAGGAUUUCUGUGAAUUCUAAUUUUAGAUCUGCAGGUGUUGUAAACACACUCAAAGCUCUGCCGUCAACUUUGUACGCCGGAUUUGAUGCAACUUCGGACUCGUUGCACAUUGGAAACUUGUUGAUUAUUUCCAAUUUGAUUCGGUCGUCGUUAUUUGGCUGCCGGGCAAUUGCUUUGAUCGGCGGUUCAACGGCAUUGAUUGGGGAUCCGAGUGGAAAAAGUGAAGGUAAAGUGAUGAAAAAGCGAAAGAUUGAGUUUCAAAUGUAGAUAUUUAGUUGCAUUGCACUAUCCUUAUGCUCUCUAUUAGCCUCUAGCAGAUUUGUUUAGCUAUUUUCUAGGUUUUUAAAAUAAAUUUAUGUUCCACUUAUACCUAAUUUGUCAAUUUCAGAGAGAAACUUCCUCUCAUAUGAUGUAGUCCGAGAAAACGCGAAAAAUCUCGUAAAACAGCUUGCCGAGAUUGGCGAAAAUGCCAAAGACACAUAUGGAAGCAACGCUCAGCUUACAAUUCUCAAUAACAAUGAGUGGUUUGACAAUGUAAGAUCCUCUUUUAUUUUUUAUUUCAAUCUUUAGAUGUCUGCAAUUGAAUUCCUACGUCUUGGAAAGAGUUUUCGAGUGGGUGAUAUGAUGAGGAUGGGUCAUAUCAAACGUCGGAUGGAAGAAAGUGGCCUUUCUUAUACCGAGUUCUCUUAUCAAAUCCUACAGAGUUACGAUUGGCUAGUGUUGUCGAGGAAAUACGACUGUUUCUUUCAGGUAGGUUAUGUGAUAAUAUAUGGCUUCCGAAUUUUGAAUGCAACUUCGCUUUGGUAAAUUUGCAUCUAUUUCCCCAUUUUCAGUUAGGCGGAUCAGAUCAACUUGGUCAUCUGGAUGCCGGCGCUCAUUUCAUAAAGAAUGUAUUGGGUAAACAGGCCGCUGGAAUUUGCCUCCCUUUGUUGGUGGAUAAAAACAAUCAGAAGAUCGGGAAAUCCUCAACAGUCACUGGAGAUCCCGUUUGGCUUAGCUCCAUGAAGACCUCACCAUUCCAUCUUUACCAACACUUCUAUCAGCUGCAUGAUGAUAUUGCGGAACAGUACUUUAGAUUCUUCUCGUUACGACCAUUUGAUGAGGUCCAACAAGUAAUUUCACAUCAUAAUAGCAGUAAAUCCCAAAGGGUACUGCAAAAAGCAUUAGCGGAAGAAGUAGUUUUGCUUGUACAUGGAAUAGACGACCUCCAGAAGGCGAUUCAGUGCUCGAAAGUGGUGUAUGACGGUAAGAAUAGAGGAAUUUUGAGAAAAAUGGUAUCAGAAGUCAAGUAUAAUAUAUUUUUUAUCGAUUUUCGACUUGAAUUUAUUGAGAGUUGCUUUUCUAGGAUCUCUGAAGGAUUUUGAGGACCUGGACAACGAUACAAUUCUACAACUUUUCAAUUCCACGAAGAAAAUUUUGUCGAAACGAGAGGUCCGGACAGUCGGAGAACUGGCUCAAGCAACCCGCGAUAAAUCCCAGUACAACAUAAAUCUCAUCAAACAAGGCGCUUUCAAGCUGAAUGGGGUCAAAUUUGUGGACCCGGAGGAAAAGAUCGACGUCCCGAAAUUACUUUUGAAAAACCGGUACACCCUUGUGAAUUGGGGAAAGAGAAAUUACAUGGUCGUUGAUUGGAAAGAUUAG